Molecule: messenger RNA, 696 nt
Organism: Colius striatus (speckled mousebird)
Lineage: Eukaryota; Metazoa; Chordata; Aves; Coliiformes; Coliidae
Product: aquaporin-7
Exons: 5
Coding region: 1-696 (231 amino acids)
Biological process (GO): water transport; glycerol transmembrane transport
Cellular component (GO): basolateral plasma membrane; plasma membrane
Molecular function (GO): water channel activity; urea transmembrane transporter activity; glycerol channel activity
Source: RefSeq, a predicted model, not a curated record
AUGCUGGAGAAGAUACAGAAGGCGCUGGUGAUUCGCAGCAGCACCAUCAGGGAGCUGCUGGCGGAAGCACUGGGGACGUUUAUCUUAAUGGUACUUGGCUUGUCUUCUGUGGCACAAGCGAAAUUUGGAAAAGGAGAAUUUGGGCAGUACCUGAGCAUUACUUUGGGAUUUGGCAUCGGUACUACCUUGGGCAUCCAUGCGGCUGGAGGAAUCUCUGGAGCUCAUCUGAAUGCUGCCAUCACCCUCACACACUGCAUCUUGGGAAACCUCCCCUGGAAAAAGUUUCCAGUUUAUGUGAUCGGCCAGUUCCUGGGCUCCUUUACGGCAGCAGCUACUGUCUUUGCCCUCUACUACGAUGCUCUGUAUGACUACUCCAAGGGGAACCUUACAGUGACAGGACCAACUGCCACGGCAUCAAUCUUCGCCACUUACCCUGCUUCCCAUACAUCCUUCGUGGGGGCCUUCUUCACAGAGAUUUUAGCAACGGUGAUUCUGGUCCUGGGCAUUCUGAUCAUCUCUGAUGAGAAAAACAAUCCAGCUCAGAAAGGCACGCAGCCUCUGCUCAUAGGCAUCCUGGUGGUGGGCAUUGGCAUGGGGAUGGGGAUGAACACAGGCUAUGCCAUAAACCCCUCUCGAGAUCUGCCUCCCAGAGUCUUCACAGCAAUUGCUGGCUGGGGAAUGGAUGUCUUCAGGUAA